AUGGUGCCAAUGGCGCUGAUAAUGGGACACAUAAUGGGGUACUAUUGCAAAAUUACGAAUUUAACAAACAUGCUGAAACAUUUGACCGAUUGGCGCGCACCGAUGACGGACGAUUCGGAGGCGGGUCGGCGGGCGCGCGCUCCGCCGGCGCCGCCACCGCGCCCGAGCGUGCGCCCCGAGCCGCGCCCGCGCCUCAUCCGCCCCUCCGAACACCUGGCCCUGGUGGAGCAGGCCCGGGAGCGGGAACGGCGCCCGCAUCCACUCGUACCUUCGGUCACAGUGGUGCAAGGGCCUACGUCCUUUCAAAGCCCCAAAAUAGUGCAAGGAGGGUCUUUACAAGGACCACCUAUGGUGCAAGGGUCAUUACAGCAAAGGCCGUCACUGGUGCAAGGAGAACCCUUACUACAAAGGCCGUCGAUGGUGCAAGGAGGGCCUUUGUUACAAGGACCGCAUGUGGUGCAAAGAUCAAGGCCGUCAAUGGUGCAAGGGGAGCCUUUACUACAAAGGCCGUCGACGGUGCAAGAAAGGCCUUUGUUACAAGGUCCGCCAAAGGUGCAGGGGCCCGCUUUGCCGGGUCCGAGGCCACCGCCCCCGCCUCAGGUCCCGAGGCUGUAUGUACCGCCUCCCACUCGUAUGCCGGCUCCGGUGUCGAAGGCGCAUCCUGUUUCGAGGUUGCCGCAGCCGAAGAGAGAUAUUCAGGUACCUACAGUUCAAAAACCACAGGUGUUGCUGUUGUAAAGUAUAGGUGUUCUUAUCAUAUCUAUCGAUUUUUUACGUACAUAUAACACAAAGGAUUUUAUUUUCUUGAAAACAAGUCAUACAAUAAAACGAAAAAAAAAAACUGUAAAUAUAAAUCGUCGUUUAUUCUCAAAG
This is a messenger RNA of Melitaea cinxia (Glanville fritillary), 873 nucleotides long. RefSeq names its product proline-rich protein 2-like. The coding region runs from base 1 to 738 and encodes 245 amino acids. The record is from RefSeq and is a predicted model, not a curated record. The transcript is spliced from 3 exons. NCBI's taxonomy places the organism in Eukaryota, Metazoa, Arthropoda, Insecta, Lepidoptera, Nymphalidae.